Acipenser ruthenus (sterlet) is the source of this 2832-nucleotide messenger RNA. Its product is annotated as WAS/WASL-interacting protein family member 2-like. Gene Ontology annotation, molecular function: actin binding. Lineage: Eukaryota; Metazoa; Chordata; Actinopteri; Acipenseriformes; Acipenseridae. The record is from RefSeq and is a predicted model, not a curated record.
CGCGCUGUGACGCGUUGUGCUGAGGCGAGUCUCGGCAAUUUCCGUCCCGUUUCGUUCCCGAGUUCGGGCUAUGAUCGUCCAUUUUGUUUCUGCUGGAGAUUUCAUUUCCGGGGUUUUUUUUUUCCUUCUUCUUCUUCCCUGAGAAAGUGGAAAGAAAGAAAGAGAGAGAGAGAUAAACAGAUACAGAGAGAGAGAGAGAGAGAGAGAGAGAGAGGAUAAAAAAAACACUAAUAAAAUAACAAAUUGUAAGCCCAGCUUUUUGAGUUGUUGCAACGUUUAUAUCCUCCUGAGAGACACUUGGAUUAAAACCCCGAACCCCCAUGUUAAAGAGACUGGACGCAAAACCGCCAGACAGUCGCCGUCCACUUCGAAACGAGGUGUGUGAGGGCGCCCUGCACUCAGGCACACAGCCAGUGCACAGACUGAGCCUGCAGGGACUCGGAGGGACAGGAUGCCAAUCCCACCGCCCCCACCACCCCCCCCUGGAGGACCCCCGCCACCCCCCACCUUCAACCAGGCCAACACAGUGGCCCCGAAGUUGAGCCGUGAUGAUCAGAGGGGGCGCGGGGCGUUGCUCUCCGAUAUCUGCAAGGGGGCGCGGCUCAAGAAAGUGGGCGUGGUGAACGACCGCAGCGCGCCAAUCAUAGAGAAACCCAAAGGUGGAGGGGGUGGAAGUAGUGGAGGAGGGGGUGGCGUCUUUGGCUCCAGUUCUGGAGCUCUCCAGCCAAUGGGAGGCCUAUUCCAGGGGGGCGUGCCCAAGCUCCGGCCAGUAGGAGGCAAGGACAGCAGCACAGACAGCUCUGGUGGAAAACCAGCUUUACACAUUCCCAGCUCCAGACCAGCAGCUCCGAGACCCCCAGCGCCAUCUUCAUCAUCAUCAUCCUCCUCUUCAUCAUCCUCCGGCCGUCACUCCCACCCGCACCACAGUGAAACAGGGGACCCUAACCGAGCCUCCCCCCUCGACCUCCCCCGCUCCCACAGACCCUCCCUCCCUGACCUCUCCCGACCCAACACAGGGGGGGGCAUGAAACACAGCUCCUCCGCUCCGCCCCCCCCCCCUCCCAUCAACCGCCGCGCCAACGCUCCCCCUGCGCCCCACGGGAGCAGAGGCGGGACCCCUUCAUCCUCCUCCUCCUCCUCCUCCUACAACAGGGAGAAACCCCUCCCCCCUACCCCUGGACAGAGAUCCCGCGAUGGACCGCUGGCCCCCCCGCCGCUGUCAAGCCCCCCCCCCUCCCCUCUCAACACCCCCCGCCCUGGCUCCUCCCUGGCCCCCCCUCCCCCCCCCUACCGCCAGCCCCCCGGGGCCCUCAAUGGCCCCUCCAGCCCCAGUGGCGAGUCGGCCCCUGAGCUGCCCCAGAGACGCAACUCCCUGCACAGGAAAGCUGGGGCUGUGGCUGCUGCUCUGGGGAGCCACGCCCCCUCAGCCCCGCCCUCUGCACGCGCCCACGCCCCCCCGCCGCCUUCCUCGCCAUCCCCCCAGGGGGGGCGCCCCCCUCCCCCAGCCAGGGAACCCCCCAACCGCGGAGCAGCUCCUCCUGUCCCGCCCCCGAUGAUGCGUAAUGGUAGUCGUGAUGCCCCGCCCCCUCCGCCCCCCUAUCGGAUGCACGGCUCCUCCGAGACCACCAGCCGAGGGAAGCCCCCUCCCCCGCCCUCCAGAACCCCCGCGGGAUACCCCCCUCCACCCCCGCCCGUCCGAAACGGCCACACAACGAUCUCCAAAUCAUUCCUAGAUGACUUCGAAUCAAAGUAUUCCUUUCAUCCAAUGGAGGACUUCCCACCCCCAGAUGAAUAUCGUCAAUUUACUAAAGUCUACCCCAGUAAAACCAACAGAGGUGUGGGUAUGAGGGGUGCCCCUCCGCUACCCCCAGUGGGCAGGUGAACCCCAGAACCCUGUGAGAUCCUUCAAAGGACCAGUCCUCACUUCACUGGAUCAAAAGAAAACAGAACACACACACACAAACAGACACGCACGCGCACACACACUGAGACACAUGCACGUUCAAACACAAACACGCCAUCCAGCUAACUUUCCCAGAUAUAUAUAAUUAGUUUUAAGUUAGAAGCCCUAAAGUCCUGGUUUUUAGAAGCUCCGUUUAUCAUUGAAAUGAUCUCGGCUGCCUGGAGUUUAUGUACGUUGUUCCUCCUGUCCUGGUAGCAUACCUGUCCGUGCGGAGAUGAGAAGUGUAGUCAGGUCUUUUAAGAUUUAGCAAGGGAGUCCUGAUUGCUUAAACUUCUACACCUCCUCCUCUACCUCUCUCUGUCCCUCCUUCCUUCCCUGCCUCUCUCUGUCCCUCCCUCCUUACCUCCCUCCCCACCUCUCUGUCCCUCCCUCCUUACCACACUGACACACACACACAUACUGACACACACAGCCAAACCCACGCAUUCCAUUACCUUUUGAACUGAGAUGUUUUGAAAAACCUGAAAAAAAGGAGAGAAGAGCCAAGCCAGGAUAUUCCUGGCUUUUUUCUUUUUUUUUUUUUUUUUUUAUCAUCACGCGGAACGGAGAACAUAAGACGAGAUUUCUGAAUUACCGAACGUUUCCCGAAAAGGCAGAACUGUUUCGGAAGAUUCCAAAGGAACAGGACUAAUGAUAAAAUAUUUAAGUCUGACUUUUUUGGGACGGGCUUGAAUCAAAGCUACAACCCUGCGGACCCAACAACAGCAAAGAUUUCCCAUCCCAGUGCAAUGUCUGGAGCGGUCAGAGCUGCUGAACGCAAGACAGCAGAAAAGUAUAAACUAAUAUCCCAGGGCAGGCAGACAUCCAUCAACCCCCCUUAGCCUCCUUCCCUACCUCUCCAUCUCCCUGUCAAGCCCCCCCCCCCCCCC